Tetrapisispora phaffii CBS 4417 is the source of this 1695-nucleotide messenger RNA. RefSeq names its product Tda11p (gene TDA11). The transcript has a single exon. The record is from RefSeq and is a predicted model, not a curated record. The coding region runs from base 1 to 1695 and encodes 564 amino acids. NCBI's taxonomy places the organism in Eukaryota, Fungi, Ascomycota, Saccharomycetes, Saccharomycetales, Saccharomycetaceae.
AUGACUGCCCUUAUUGAUGAUACAAGUGAAUCAAGGGUUAAUGGCAAGACUAGACGUAUUCGUGAUUCGUUGAGUAUCACAAAUUUUGAUGAAUUUAUAGAGAAUGGAGAUUCAAUGCUGAAAGUUGAUACUACCACAAGACAAGGGACUAUUAGAGAAAAUAGAACUACGCCAUCUCCGAAAAAAGCUAUAAAUGAAAAUACUGUCAUUGCACCUGUUAGGUCUAUAUCAUCUAACAGAAAUCAGUUAUCACCAAAAUCAUUGACACCAACGAGAUUGAACAGUUUUGAACAUCCUUUAAGGGAGAAUGAAGAUAGUAAUGAUAAUAAUGCUCCCCUAAUUAGAAAAAAAAUAUCAAGAUCUAACACUAAAAGUAACAGAAGAUCUUUAAUACAACCCAUUGCUGUUCCAAGCUCUCCUAAUAAUGAAUCUAUAAAUGGAGCCAUAUUGGGUGCUUCUCAAUUGAGCCCAAAUCAAGCUAACGACAGAUUAUUUCAAACGCAUAAAAGGAUAUUAAGUAACACAUCGUAUCAUUCCAGACAAAAUUCUUCAAACUCAGUUUUAACAGAUACUAGCAUACAUAACAACAACCCUAUAAACUCAUCAAGGAUAGGGGAAGAUCCAACAAAUGAUAUAAAUACCUUAUUAAAAAAACUAGCAAGCAAAGAACAAGAAUUAUUAGAAAUGAAACAACGAAUUGAAGAUACAAAAAAACAAUUAAUUUCUGAGGAACAAAUGUAUAAUGAUAAUAUUUUAGAACUUAAAGAGCUGAAAGUUUUGGUUUCAAAGCACCUUAAUACCAACAAUGCAACAGUGAUUACAAGUCCAGUUAAGAUUGAAAAUAAUAUUGGCGAUUCGACUAUCAAUAGUAACACACAACUUUAUAUACCUAAAGUGAGACAUUCUAGUGGGACUAAAAUUGGUUUAAGUAAUCUGGAUUCUGAACACAAUGGAAGUCACAUGAACCAAUCUACUGGUUUGGUGAAUGAAGGUAUUGACAAUGUCAAUACUAUCACUGAUUUGCCGAAAAAUCAACCAAGCAAGAGAGUGUCGUCGUGGAAAAAUCCAUUAAGUUUAUUCAAUCAACUGGAUCAAAGAUUGCAACAAGAAGUAGAAAAGAAAUUAUAUGCCGAUACAAACACAGAUCCUCAUCCUGUGGAAGGUAUGGACAGCCAGUCAUUACUUGGUUCUGAAACUUCACAGAUAAAGAAGUCACCUUCAAAGCUCUUUCCUCCCUUGACUGACUCUACUGACGAAUUGGCCUCAGAAAAACAACAAGCUCAAUACUCAAAGUAUAUAUCUGCAGAUGAUUAUGUUUCUAUAAAUGCUGCGUCAGAACAACAACAACAAUCGGGUAGUUCAUUAUGGAAUUUUGUGAGUGGUAUGAAGACUGGUUUGUUAGGCAUUACAGAAAAACCAGAGAGCGGUAUUUACCAAAGAAAUAUGGAUGCAAAGAGGAAUGCUAAAUCCGUAUAUGAUUCGAACAAUAAAGAUCAAUAUUCAAACUCCUCUUCUGAUCUUAACGUCAAUGAUAUUAAACAAUUUAAAACUCCUAAUAAAGUUAAGAGUGUUAUGAAUGAUAUAGAAGAUGUGGAACAGUUGGGAAACAACAAUGACGAAAGCAGUGAUAAUUCAAUCACAACACGCCGUAAUAAAUUUAAAACUAAUGUGUUUGUUGAACUUAAGGACUUCUAA